Molecule: messenger RNA, 399 nt
Organism: Staurois parvus
Lineage: Eukaryota; Metazoa; Chordata; Amphibia; Anura; Ranidae
Source: the annotation of a GenBank genome assembly
AUGCUAGAAGCAGAUAUUUCAAAUUACAUUUCUAAUGGAGAAUGGGAUCUAGUAGAUGUGCCAGGGAAAAGAAAUGAACUAUAUUAUGACUGCUGCAAGGAGCCAUACCCUGAUGUUACCUACACAGUGACCAUGCGUAGACGCACUUUAUACUAUGGAUUAAAUUUACUGAUACCGUGUGUCCUUAUAUCUGGGUUGGCAUUGCUUGUGUUCCUCCUGCCUGCUGAUUCAGGAGAGAAGAUAUCUCUAGGCAUCACCGUUCUGUUAUCACUGACAGUCUUUAUGCUGCUUGUGGCAGAAAUUAUGCCUGCAACAUCAGAUUCUGUACCUCUAAUUGGUAAGUCUGUUUGGUUUUGUCAUUAUGUGCUUGGGUUGUACCAUUUCACAGUCGAAAAGUAA